Molecule: messenger RNA, 483 nt
Organism: Carya illinoinensis
Lineage: Eukaryota; Viridiplantae; Streptophyta; Magnoliopsida; Fagales; Juglandaceae
Product: ankyrin repeat-containing protein NPR4-like
Exons: 1
Coding region: 1-483 (160 amino acids)
Source: RefSeq, a predicted model, not a curated record
AUGGCAACUUCUUGUACUGUUGUUGGCGCUCUCAUCAUUACCAUUAUGUUUGCGGCAGCAUUUACCAAUCCUGGUGGUAACAACCAAGAAACAGGCUUGCCAAUUCUCAUGCAUGACAAACUAUUCAAACUCUUUAUAGUAACUGGUUCUAUAUCAUUAUUUUCUUCCUCGACUUCAGUAUUGAUGUUUUUAGGAAUUCUUACAUCGCGUUAUGCAGAAGAAGACUUUCUUAGAUCCUUGCCCAGAAAGAUGAUUAUAGGCCUUUUUGCUCUCUUCUUCUCUAUUGCAACCAUGAUGAUAGCCUUUUCUGCUGCUCUUUUACUUAUGUUUCGUGGAAAAUAUAGGAUCGUCAUUCCUAUCAUUAGUUUGGCUGGUGUUCCCAUUAUUCUAUUUGUAUUGGUACAAUUUCGCCUUCUUGUUGACAUGCUUGUUUCAACCUAUGGAUCAGGCAUCUUUGAUAGAAAAAUGAAACCUUGGUUUUAA